Molecule: messenger RNA, 4828 nt
Organism: Nannospalax galili (Upper Galilee mountains blind mole rat)
Lineage: Eukaryota; Metazoa; Chordata; Mammalia; Rodentia; Spalacidae
Gene: Zc3h4
Product: zinc finger CCCH-type containing 4
Exons: 15
Coding region: 703-4599 (1298 amino acids)
Biological process (GO): negative regulation of DNA-templated transcription
Cellular component (GO): nucleus
Molecular function (GO): metal ion binding; RNA binding
Source: RefSeq, a predicted model, not a curated record
CCCCCCAAAAAAGACAAAAAAAAAACCCUCAAAACAAAUUACAUUUAUUGUAUUCGCAUAUGUGUCAGAGGACACUUUUUGAAUGUCAAUUCUUUCCACCAUGUGGGUCUUUAGGCUCCAACUCGGGUCAGAGGUAUAAAGGCAAGCUCAUGCUGCUGCCCACCAUGUACUGAACAGUUUUAGGAGUCAGGGGGAUGGGGGUUUUGGUUAAAAAAAAAUUCCAAAUUUCAGACAAGGUCUCAUUAAUCUCAGGCUGGCCUCUAAUUUGCUUUGUGGUCAAGGAUGACCUUGAACUUCUGCUCUUCCAGCCCGCACCUGUCAAGUGCUGGGAUUAAAGGUGCGGACCAGUGCAAUACGUUUUUUGUGGUAUGUGGUGCUGGGGUCAGGGUUUGGUGAAUGCUACAGGCACGCACACUACCAAUUAAGCCUAGCGCACCGAGACAAUUCGGUGUUCCGUGUCAGUCAACAUUUAUACAACUGAUGUAUAGUAAUAUCAACUUACGCCAGUAUUAGGGACAAAACAUUUCGUACUUUUUGCACCCCAAAGUUUCCACCUCACUCGCAGUACCAAGCCCCGCCCUACUCGCCUCCAGGACGACGUCACCGGCCGAGGUAUAUAGUGACGUCAUUACCGGCCGCCUCUGCUCCAGCCCCUCUUCGGAAACGUCUGACUCCUGGGACCGAUCUCCAGCUUUCGGAACGAUGGAGGCCGCGCCCGGGACCCCCCCGCCGUCGCCAUCAGAGUCGCCGCCGCCGCCAUCGCCGCCGCCGCCAUCAACGCCUUCGCCUCCUCCGUGUUCCCCCGACGGCCGCGCGGCCACCCCGCACCUCCUCCACCACCUCCCGCUCCCUGACGACAGGGAAGAUGGUGAGUUGGAAGAAGGCGAGCUGGAAGAUGAUGGGGCUGAGGAGAUUCAGGAUACCCCCGGAGGGCAAGAGAGGAGCCGGAAAGAAAAAGGGGAGAAGCACCAUAGCGACUCUGAGGAGGAGAAAUCUCACCGGAGGCUGAAGCGGAAACGGAAGAAAGAGCGAGAGAAGGAGAAGAGGAGGUCGAAGAAGAGGCGGAAAUCCAAGCACAAACGCCAUGCUUCCUCCAGUGAUGACUUCUCCGACUUCUCAGAUGACUCAGAUUUCAGCCCCAGUGAGAAGGGGCACCGCAAGUACCGGGAGUACAGCCCCCCGUAUGCGCCGUCCCACCAACAGUACCCCUCUUCGCACAAUACACCACUGCCCAAGAAAUCCUACUCCAAGAUGGACAGCAAGGGCUACAGCAUGUAUGAGGAUUACGAGAAUGAGCAGUAUGGGGAGUACGAGGGGGACGAGGAGGAAGACAUGGGCAAGGAGGACUACGACGACUUCACCAAAGAGCUCAACCAGUACCGGCGUGCCAAGGAGGGCAGCCGAGGCCGAGGUAGUCGAGGCCGAGGCAGGGGCUACAGAGGCCGUGGGAGCCGUGGAGGAUCUCGAGGCAUGGGCAGGGGCAGGGGCAGCCGAGGCCGGGGCAGAGGCUCCGUGGGAGACCACCCAGAGGACGAAGAUGACUUUUACGAGGAGGAGAUGGAAUAUGGAGAAAGUGAGGAACCAAUGGGAGAUGAGGAUUACGACGAAUACUCCAAGGAGCUGAACCAGUACCGCAGGUCCAAGGACAGCCGAGGCCGAGGGUUAAGUCGAGGCCGUGGCCGAGGUUCCCGAGGAGGCCGAGGGAAGGGGAUGGGCCGGGGCCGAGGUCGAGGCGGUCGAGGGGGCAUGAACAAGGGCGGAAUGAAUGAUGAUGAAGACUUCUAUGACGACGACAUGGGCGAUGGUGGUGGCGGAAGCUACAGGCGGAGUGACCAUGACAAACCUCACCAACAGUCUGACAAGAAAGGCAAAGUCAUCUGCAAAUACUUCGUGGAAGGGCGGUGCACGUGGGGAGACCACUGCAAUUUUAGCCAUGACAUUGAACUGCCAAAGAAACGAGAGCUGUGCAAGUUCUACAUCACAGGCUUCUGUGCCCGGGCCGAGAACUGCCCCUAUAUGCAUGGUGACUUUCCCUGUAAAUUAUACCACACCACUGGGAACUGCAUCAAUGGUGAUGACUGCAUGUUCUCCCAUGACCCUCUGACCGAGGAGACACGAGAGCUUUUAGAUAAGAUGCUGGCUGAUGAUGCAGAAGCAGGUGCCGAAGAUGAGAAGGAGGUAGAAGAGCUAAAGAAGCAGGGCAUCAACCCCUUGCCCAAGCCACCCCCUGGCGUGGGCCUCCUGCCCACCCCCCCACGUCCCCCUGGGCCCCCGGCCCCCAACUCUCCCAAUGGCAGGCCCAUGCAGGGCGGCCCUCCUCCCCCUCCCCCACCGCCCCCUGGGCCUCCACAGAUGCCCAUGCCUGUGCAUGAGCCACUGUCCCCGCAACAGCUGCAACAGCAGCAGGACAUGUACAAGAAGAUCCCCUCCUUGUUCGAGAUUGUGGUGCGGCCCACAGGACAGCUUGCUGAGAAGCUGGGUGUGAGGUUCCCUGGACCUGGUGGACCCUCAGGGCCAAUGGGUCCCGGGCCCAACAUGGGACCUCCAGGGCCAAUGGGGGGCCCCAUGCACCCAGACAUGCACCCUGAUAUGCACCCUGACAUGCACCCGGACAUGCACCCGGAUAUGCACCCAGACAUGCACCCAGACAUGCACCCUGACAUGUCGAUGGGCCCUGGCAUGAACCCUGGCCCACCCAUGGGUCCCGGCGGCCCCCCGAUGAUGCCCUAUGGUCCUGAAGACUCCCCACACUCGGGAAUGAUGCCCCCCAUCCCAGCAGCCCAGAACUUCUAUGAGAACUUCUACCCGCAGCAAGAAGGCAUGGAGAUGGAGCCAGGGCUCACUGGUGACACAGAGGACUACGGGCACUACGAAGAGUUGCCGGGGCAGCCUGGGGAGCCCCUCUUCCCUGAGCACCCUCUGGAUCCCGACAGCUUCCCCGAGGGAGGGCCCCCAGGCCGGCCGAAGGCGGGCGCCGGUGUCCCCGACUUCCUGCCCUCAGCCCAGAGGGCCCUGUACCUGAGGAUCCAGCAGAAGCAGCAGGAGGAGGAGGAGAGAGCGAGGAGGCUGGCUGAGAGCAGCAAGCAGGACCGGGAGAAUGAGGAAGGUGACACCGGAAACUGGUACUCAAGUGACGAGGAUGAGGGCGGGAGCAGUGUCACGUCCAUCCUCAAGACUCUGCGGCAGCAGACAUCUAGCCGACCUCAGGUUUCAGUUGGGGAGCCAAGCAGCAGUGGGCUGGGGGACCCCCGUCUGCAGAAAGCACACCCCACAGGAGGCCGACUGGCUGACCCCCGUCUGAGCCGGGACCCCAGACUCAGUCGCCAUGCAGAGGCCUCUGGUGGGUCGGGCUCAGGGGACACAGGGCCCUCUGACCCUCGAUUGGCUCGCACCCUGCCCACCUCCAAGGCCGAGGGCAGCCUUCAUUCCAGCCCCAUAGGCCCCAACAGUUCAAAAGGGUCUGGACAGCCUCCUGCAGAAGAGGAAGAAGGGGAACGGGCCCUGAGGGAGAAGGCUGUGAACAUUCCCCUGGAACCCCUGCCAGGGCACCCACUGCGGGACCCACGCUCCCAGCUGCAGCAAUUCAGCCACAUCAAGAAGGAUGUGAUCCUGAGCAAGCCAAGCUUUGCCCGAACUGUGCUCUGGAACCCCGAGGACCUAAUCCCCUUACCCAUCCCCAAGCAGGAUGUGCCCCCAGUGCCUGCUGCCCUGCAAUCUCUGCCUGCCUUGGACCCCAGGCUGCACCGAUCCACCCCUACAGGGCCUCCCAACACCCGGCAGCGCCCAGGCACAUCCACGGACCCCAGUGCAUCUGGCUCUAACCUGCCUGACUUUGAGCUCCUCUCUCGAAUCCUCAAGACUGUUAACGUCAACACCCCCAGCCAGAGUGACAAACCCAGUGACCCCAGGGUGCGGAAGACCCCUACAGACCCUAGAUUACAGAAGCCAGCAGACCCCGCGGCAGCCUCCCGUGCAGCCAAGCCUUGCCCCACUGAAGCAUCACCUCCUGCUGUCAGCCCCAGCGGGGACUCAUCCCCUCCAGCCACGGCUCCCUACGACCCCCGAGUGCUGGCAGCUGGUGGACUGGGCCAAGGCGGUGGUAGUGGGCAGAGCAGCGUGCUGAGCGGCAUCAGCCUAUAUGACCCGAGGACUCCCAAUGCAGGUGGCAAAGCUGCAGAAGCAGCCUCUGACCCAGGCACCCAGCUGAAGGGUCCUGAGGGCAAUGGCAAGAGCUUGGCCUCUAAGGCCAAGGAGCCCCCAUUUGUCCGCAAGUCUGCCCUAGAGCAGCCAGAGACAGGGAAGGCUGGCACAGACGGGGCCACGGACAGAUACAACAGUUACAACCGGCCCCGGCCCAAGGCUACUUCGGCCCCUACCGCUGCCACAGCCACCCCACCCCCUGAGGGGGCUGCACCCCAGCCUGGGGUGCACAACCUGCCUGUGCCCACCCUCUUUGGGACUGUGAAGCCAGCCCCCAAAACAGGCACAGGAAGCCCAUUUGCUGGCAACAGUCCUGCUCACGAGGGUGAGCAAGACGCAGGGUCCCUGAAGGACGUUUUUAAAGGCUUUGACCCCACAGCCUCCCCCUUCUGCCAGUAGUGUUUUUGGGAGCCAGGGCUCCUUCACUCCACCGCCCCUUCCUAGAGUGAUAUUUAAGGGCAGCAACCAGAGUUGGGGGCAGGUUGGGGUCAGGAUGUUCUUCUUUUCUCCCCCUUUUUCCUUUUUUAAGUAGUACUUUCUUUGAGACAUAAAUUGUAUAUAACCAUCUUCGUUUCUGGUCAGUGCUGUAGGCUCCUGGGCUUCCGCCCCUGAGUGAGCAACUCGUGCC